AAACCCCCUCUUCAUUUAACGCAGAUACUUGUGAUAUCAAGAACGGGUUCAGUUCAGCGCCACCGGUGAAAAAACAGCGAACAAUCCCUGCCUUCGACAUGGCCAGAUUUCUGUUGCUUUUAGGCGUGAUUACUUCAGUCUUUUGUCAGGAUGCAAUGGCCGUUCAAUUUUCCAAGCAACAAGAAAGUCAACUGAGGAAUCUAUUGAAAGAAGAAGCAGGUUCUUUUAGGAAGGGAAUGCAAAUGAUGUGUCCCAAAAGUCCAGGUCAAUGGCAAAGACUGAAUGUGACUAACGCCUGCUUCAGUGCAAAGGACAAAAAACAUGGAAGCUUCAUUAUUCCGCUGGAGGGAUUUGUCGUCGCUCUCAAAGUUGUCCAUACCAGUGGCAGAGUCACGUGCGAGAAAGACAGGUGUCAUGCAAAUCACGGACAAGGUUCAUUUUAUAGCAAAUGGGGUUGCUCAGCAAGUCAUCCCUAUAUCGGCAGUACCCCCUUGGGGACCUUCAUUACUUUGCCGUCCAAACAAGUCAUAUUCCCACGUGAAAAGUUCAUCCGCGACAAGGCUUUGUCUGCCUGGUACGCACUCCCGGGAUUCGAUCCAGAAUCCCCUUUCAUCGUUUUCCACGACUUCUCCAAUCCAGAAUAUUUCCCCCGUGGCCAAGUGCUUCAACUGUGGUACGGCGAAGUGCUCAAAGACGUCAGUGUAAAGGACAAUCACGGAGAAACAUGCGCAGAAGUUUAUGCCUGGUAUCUCUAAAGGACUGGAGUCGAACUUUAAUGAACUUUAUUGCAAUGACUUUUAAAACUUUGCAGGGACUGAUUUGAAGUGUCCCGACCUUGCGACACUGACCCAAAACUUUCUAAAUUCAUCAUUUCCACUCUUCUUCAUCAGAAACCGUCUUUGUUGUUUUCAGUUUUAACCUUCCCAAAUCAAUUUAAUUUGGCAUUUUUUCUCUCUUGCCAGUGUAAUAUUUUGUGGUUCUUUAUGUGAUGGAGACAAUUUUUCAGGACGAAUGAAGUGAUUAACAUUUUCAACUUCUGUGGCAACUUGAAUCGUGUAAAGUCGUAAAUUAAUUCGAGAAAUUUUCGAUCGAUAUUUUCCUAACAGAGAAAGGAUCAAUGAAGGUCGGCGCCGCAUUGUUGUAAAGUUCGUGCAGUUGCGCAUGUAUUCUCACUUCCCAAGCUGCUUUGCCAAAAAGAACGGUCCCGCAAUAUUAAGCAAAAAAUCAAAGUCACAAUUUUCGCAUGUCUCUCUAACUUUUUAAUUUUUAAGUCAUUUAAUUGCAGCAAUUUGAGAAAAUCGGCUUACCCAAUGAUCACAUUAGACACGAAAAAAGUUGCCGCGAAAGUUGUAAAUCCUCUGGCACUAAAGUAUGAUUAACCUCGCGGAGUUAUAUUGCAGUUUCUGAUUAGAAGAUUGAAGCUAUAAGAUUAUAGGAUUGGUGCAAGCAAGAGGGAUUAACUGUUUCAUGAGUACCGUUUGAAAACAAAAAAAAAAAAGCCGCAUUAUUCAAGAUGUUUUUGUUUUAGCUUUGAUAAGGAGUAAUCUUCGUGAGAACAAAGAAGAGUUUUCGGUUACCGCGAAUUACGGGGAAGCUUUUCUAAAAGGGCCGUCAAUGACUGCUUCAUAGAGAACUGUCGGCAUACGUUCAGAGGUCUGGUUAAGAUCAGUUUUAUUCCCCGAGACCAAUCGAUACAAUGCUUCAAAUUUAAAUUGAUACUUAACUUAAUUACCACAAAUAGAUGGAUUACGUACGGUGUUAAAAUUCAGUACAGCUUGGAGUUAAGCAGAAGCUUGUAUACUUCUAAAUAGAUCAAAUGGGUCAAAUUGGAGGCGGUGAAAUUAAGCUGAGGGAGCUUAAUCGAGAAAAAUUGCAACAUGAAUAAAGGGGUAAGUUUCUAAAGAAACUA
Stylophora pistillata is the source of this 1909-nucleotide messenger RNA. RefSeq lists its product as uncharacterized. The record is from RefSeq and is a predicted model, not a curated record. Lineage: Eukaryota; Metazoa; Cnidaria; Anthozoa; Scleractinia; Pocilloporidae.